AUGGUGUCGAUUUUGAUUAGAAAGCUCAUGAUUGCACUCAUAUUAUGGGUCUAUCUAUCAUCUUCGAAAAAAAUACCUACAAGAGAUUACAACAAUAAGAAUUAUUUCGUGGUAGAGUUGCAAGCAUCAGACAAAAGUGAGCCUUUGAAGUCAUUUUUAAAGCAGCAUCAGGACUAUGAGUUUGAGCAUCCGAUUAUAGGACUUGAUGAUCACUAUGUUUUCAGUAUAAACAAAAGUCACCCUCACAAUGAAUUUUUGGGAAAUUUCAACUCAAACAAUGAACAUUUAAUUAAGAGAUCUCCUGGAUUCGAAGAGGACUUUGAUGACCUAGUUAAUAAUCAGGAUAUCAAAUCGAUCCACAUGCUACCCCCUAAAAGAUUAGAGAGAAGGAUGCCUGUUCCAAUGACAGAUGAAGAGAAGAAUAUUAUUGACAAGAGAGGGGGAGCAACGGACUCUGCCCAGGAAAGGAUUAAAAAGGUAAGUAAAGAGCUUAGCAUCAAGGACCCGAUUUUCAACCUGCAGUGGCAUUUAAUUAAUACGUUGUAUCCCGGUCAUGAUGUGAAUGCUUCGGGAUUGUGGUAUGAAGGGAUCACAGGUAAGGGAAUAGUUACAGCAAUAGUUGAUGACGGUUUGGAUUAUGAAAGCAUGGAUUUAAAAGAUAAUUUUAACUUGCAAGGGUCAUGGGAUUUUAAUGACAAUAGAAACAACCCUUUUCCGAGUCUUGCAGAUGAUUAUCAUGGAACCAGAUGUGCGGGAGAAAUUGCAGCAGUCAGAAAUGACGUUUGUGGUAUUGGUGUGGCAUACGAUUCUCAGGUAAGUGGAAUCAGAAUAUUAUCGGGAUCUAUUACUGCAGCAGACGAAGCAGCAGCCAUGAUGUAUGGUCUUGACGUAAAUGACAUCUAUUCAUGUUCUUGGGGUCCUACAGAUGACGGAAGAACACUUGCUCGUCCUGACCUCAUAGUCAGAAAGGCUAUGGUAAAAGGGAUACAAGAGGGAAGGAAAAAUAAAGGAUCAGUUUAUGUUUUUGCAUCAGGAAAUGGAGCUAGAUUUGGAGAUUCUUGUAAUUUUGAUGGUUAUACAAACUCUAUUUAUUCUAUAACGGUUGGUGCCGUUGACCAUAAAGGAAUUUACCCAACUUAUUCCGAAGCUUGCUCGGCUGUAAUGGUUGUUACAUAUUCUGCUGGGUCCGGAGAACACAUCCACACGACUGAUAUCAGAAAGAAAUGUACAUCCUUACAUGGGGGAACCUCAGCUGCUGCACCUUUGGCAGCUGGAAUCUACUCUUUAGUCUUACAGGCAAACAGCAACUUAACUUGGAGAGAUGUUCAAUACGUGUCAGCAUUAAGCGCAGUUCCUAUAAAUGAAGAUGAUGGCAAUUAUCAGAUGACGGCGAUAGGAAGGAAGUACUCUCAUAGGUACGGCUUCGGAAAGCUUGAUGCAUAUAAACUAGCGCAUUUUGCUCAGACAUGGAAGAACGUGAACCCCCAAACUUGGUACUAUUCAGAUUCAGUGAAUAUUGACAAGAGAGUAACAGUAACCAAUGACGACAAUGGGCUGAUGAAAAGUAUCGUGACCGUCACUGAGGAUGAUCUCAAGGUCACUAAUUUUAAAAGGGUGGAGCAUAUCACAGUCAAUGUGAAUGUAGAUGCAUCCUAUAGAGGUCGAGUAGGCAUUAAAAUUACUUCUCCUUUCGGAGUCGUGAGCAAUCUCGCAGUGUUCCGCCCUUUGGAUUCAUCUAAGUCGGGAUUUAAUGAUUGGAAUUUUAUGUCCGUUGCACAUUGGGGUGAGUCUGGAUUAGGUAACUGGACUCUUGAGGUCUUUGGUGAUAAGCAUCAGGAACCAAAUCAUAUACAUUUCAAGAGUUGGUCUAUGAAGCUCUUCGGAGAGUCUAGUAAUCCUGAAAAGGCAGAAAAAUUCGACAUUGGAAAAGAUUAUGCAGCGGAAAGAAGAGAUAGAUUAGAUGAGUUGAAAAAUGAAAAGACAUCUACGAAAGAAAAUGCUGUACCUACGACUACGAGCACAUCUAGUACACAGAAAAGCAAAGAAACUACCAAGGCGCCAAACAAAACAACAAGCAAAACGUCGUCAUCACAUACAACACUGACGAGCAAAGCUGGGCAAAGUGGACAUCAAAGUGCAACACUGGAUCCUGAGGAAGGCAAAAAUAAGCAUUAUACGUCUGACCAUACUGGUCAGUACUUUAUGGCCUUGGCUGUACUCGGGUUUAUUAUAGUCAUAGUGUUUAUGAGAUUCCACAAGACACCAGGUAGUUCCAGGAGAAGAAGAAGAAGAGACGAAUACGAAUUUGAUAUUAUCCCGGGCGAAGAUUACUCCGACAGUAACGUCGAAGAUGACGAAGACUCUUUGGACUUGGGUCCCCGAAACGACCAGAGACGGUACGAUAGACAGACAGAUGAAGCCAGAGAUAGGUUAUUUGAGCAGUAUGAUCCACUGGCUGACCAGGAUCACGACGAAAUGUUCAAGAUUGAUGAUGAUGAAGACCAUCAUGCGACAGAAUCGUUGUCUAAAUCUUCCCAUGCUGAACCUGAGAAUACCGAGGCCCGUCCUGACCCCAAAACUACUACUGCGGGUGACUCUUGA
Molecule: messenger RNA, 2601 nt
Organism: Priceomyces carsonii
Lineage: Eukaryota; Fungi; Ascomycota; Pichiomycetes; Serinales; Debaryomycetaceae
Gene: KEX2
Product: kexin
Exons: 1
Coding region: 1-2601 (866 amino acids)
Biological process (GO): protein processing
Cellular component (GO): trans-Golgi network; Golgi membrane
Molecular function (GO): serine-type endopeptidase activity
Source: RefSeq, a predicted model, not a curated record